GGAGCAGACCAAAAUCCCAAACAAGGAAAUGGUGGGGGAAUAAAACGAGCAGAUUAUUUAAUUAAUGCAUGUAAUAAUUAAUAUUUUAUUUUAUUGUAAAUUAAGGCGUAUUUAUGGGUUGAAAUGGAUUACGACUUCAAAACAAAGCUGGCGGCCGAGAGAGAGAGAGUAGAAGAUCUGUUCGAAUAUGAAGGUUGCAAAGUGGGUCGAGGCACCUACGGGCACGUUUAUAAAGCUAAGCGCAAAGACGGGAAUGAUGAGAAAGAGUACGCACUGAAACAAAUUGAAGGCACUGGAAUAUCGAUGUCUGCCUGCAGGGAAAUUGCUCUGUUACGAGAACUGAAACACCCAAAUGUCAUCGCCCUGCAGAAGGUGUUUCUGUCCCACAGUGACAGGAAGGUUUGGCUCCUCUUUGACUACGCUGAGCACGACCUCUGGCACAUCAUCAAGUUCCACCGCGCCUCUAAGGCCAACAAGAAGCCCAUGCAGCUGCCCCGAGGGAUGGUGAAGUCUCUCCUGUAUCAGAUUCUGGAUGGGAUCCAUUACCUCCAUGCCAACUGGGUUCUCCACAGGGAUCUGAAACCGGCUAACAUCCUGGUGAUGGGGGAAGGUCCCGAACGAGGAAGGGUUAAAAUCGCUGACAUGGGUUUCGCCAGACUUUUCAACUCUCCGCUCAAACCGCUGGCGGACCUCGACCCCGUGGUGGUGACCUUCUGGUACAGGGCCCCCGAACUGCUACUGGGGGCCCGGCACUACACCAAAGCUAUCGAUAUUUGGGCUAUUGGUUGCAUCUUUGCGGAGCUGUUAACGUCGGAGCCCAUAUUUCACUGUCGCCAAGAAGACAUCAAGACCAGUAACCCCUUCCAUCACGACCAACUGGACAGGAUAUUCAGCGUCAUGGGUUUCCCUGCAGAUAAAGACUGGGAAGACAUCAGGAAGAUGCCCGAGUACCCGACACUGCAGAAAGACUUCAGACGAACAACGUACGCAAACAGCAGCUUAAUCAAAUACAUGGAGAAGCAUAAAGUCAAACCAGACAGCAAAGUCUUCCUGUUGCUGCAGAAACUCCUCACCAUGGACCCCACCAAAAGAAUCACAUCAGAGCAGGCGCUGCAGGACCCCUACUUCCUGGAGGAUCCUCUACCAACCACUGAUGUGUUCGCUGGGUGUCUGAUCCCGUACCCCAAACGAGAGUUCUUAAAUGAAGAUGAACCGGAGGAGAAAACAGAAAAGCAGAACCAGACCCAGCAGCACCAGCAGACCACCGGCCAGACUCAGGCACAGAACCAGCAGCAGGCCGCAGCCCAGCAGGCACCAUCCCAGCAGAGCUCGGCCCAGACCAACGGCACUAGCGGAGCUACAGGGGGGGCUGCCGGCGGGGGUUUACAACAUGGCCAGGACCAGGGCCCCCCUAACAAGAAACCUCGGAUCGGGCCCUCUGGAGCCUCCUCAGGCACUGGGGUGCUUCAGUCAGAGUACCAGCACUCCGGCACCCGCCUUGGUUACCAAAGCAACGUCCAAGGUUCCACUCAGCCCCAGAGCACCAUGGGAUACACGUCGUCCUCCCAGCAGAGCUCCCAGUACUCCCACCAGACCCACCGUUACUGAGGCUCCAGCUCAAUCCUGAACCAGCAGAGGAGUCAAACUCCUCCUCCUCCUCCCUCGGCAGGCGCCAUCGCUCCCACUCCGCUCUGCUCUGACCCC
Labrus bergylta (ballan wrasse) is the source of this 1704-nucleotide messenger RNA. It is a transcript of the gene cdk19, whose product is annotated as cyclin dependent kinase 19. Gene Ontology annotation, molecular function: ATP binding; protein serine/threonine kinase activity. Gene Ontology annotation, biological process: protein phosphorylation. Gene Ontology annotation, cellular component: cytosol; nucleus. NCBI's taxonomy places the organism in Eukaryota, Metazoa, Chordata, Actinopteri, Labriformes, Labridae. The record is from RefSeq and is a predicted model, not a curated record.